Molecule: messenger RNA, 447 nt
Organism: Closterium sp. Naga37s-1
Lineage: Eukaryota; Viridiplantae; Streptophyta; Zygnematophyceae; Desmidiales; Closteriaceae
Source: the annotation of a GenBank genome assembly
AUGGCGCUCAUGACGGCCCACAGCAUGCAGCAGCCCCGCGUUUCGUCAGCCAUUUCAGCGACGCGGCAGACGCUCUGGCGCUCAAGGCUGCCAUUGACGAGCACGCCCUGCAGCCCUCCGCUCCAAGUCACGCGCGCCGCCACUGUUGGGCGAUUGCAAACGAAUGAGGAAAUUUGCUGCUGGCGGUGCCUUCCGCCUUUGCGCGGUGCAGUCAGCUGUGGGACGGGAUCCUCCCUCCUCCCCUCCUCGUCUUAUCCCCGUCCCACCCUCCUCUCCUCCUCGCCUUUUCCCCGUCCCACCCUCCUCCCCUCCUCGUCUUAUCCCCGUUCCACCCUCCUCUCGUCCUCUUUGCUUGUCUCGUCCUCCUCGCGUCUCCUCGCGACUUCGUCUGUGUUGGUGGGGCACUGGGAUCUCGGUAGCAGGCUGGGCCAACAGUCUGCGACAUGA